AUGGCCGAGCAAGGUUACACGCCAGAGGAACAUGCAGCUGCAUGGGCCGCGUACUAUGCGCAGCAGGGAUACACGCCUGAUCAGAUCGCGGCCAUGACGAGCGGUAGCACAGGAAAUCAGGCUGUAGAGGACACCUCGAGCUCAUUCCAGCCCUCGGCAUCAGGCCACUACGCGACACCGGGAUACGACGAGAAUGGCUACAAGAUCCAGCCUGCAGUGUCGACCUCGGCUGUGACCAUGGCUUCAGGUUCUGGCUCUGGCUCUGGGUCGUCGCGCAAAAAGCCCGCACUCCUCGAUGCUGAGCUUCUGCUCAAGCAGACAGCUGUCUACGUCCCUGGAGGUGGCGACAGGGACAAGAUGUCCAAGUCGACCGGCAAGCAAAAGUCGGCGCCUCCCAAGCCGCCUGCUCGUGAGACGGUCAUUCGCAAGGCUGCCGGCAAGACCUGGGAGGACCCAACACUACUGGAAUGGGACCCAAAGUGGUACCGCCUCUUUGUGGGUGAUGUGUCCAACGACGUCUCGGAGCGCACUCUCGACGAGGCGUUUGGCAAGUACAAGACGUACUGCAAGUGCAAAGUUGUGAGGGACCACCUGAGCCAGAAGGCCAAAUACGGCUUCAUUGCGUUCACGGACCCCGAAGACUUCCUCCGCGCGUGGAAGGAGAUGGACGGCAAGUAUGUUGGAAACCGCCCAAUCCGGCUGAGUAAGAUCAAGGACGACAAGUAUGGCGGUAUUCAGUCAACGUCUGUCAGCCAGCGCAAGGCCAAGGAGCUUGACAAGCUGCGGAAAAACCAUGGCAAGCCCCUGAACGGUCGCCCGACCCCGUGGUAG
Molecule: messenger RNA, 831 nt
Organism: Apiotrichum porosum
Lineage: Eukaryota; Fungi; Basidiomycota; Tremellomycetes; Trichosporonales; Trichosporonaceae
Exons: 7
Coding region: 1-831 (276 amino acids)
Molecular function (GO): mRNA binding
Source: RefSeq, a predicted model, not a curated record